This is a messenger RNA of Seriola aureovittata, 4395 nucleotides long. It is a transcript of the gene ncbp3, whose product is annotated as nuclear cap binding subunit 3. The transcript is spliced from 13 exons. The coding region runs from base 68 to 2173 and encodes 701 amino acids. Gene Ontology annotation, molecular function: mRNA binding; RNA 7-methylguanosine cap binding. The record is from RefSeq and is a predicted model, not a curated record. Gene Ontology annotation, cellular component: nucleus; cytosol. NCBI's taxonomy places the organism in Eukaryota, Metazoa, Chordata, Actinopteri, Carangiformes, Carangidae.
GGAGACGGAGAACCGUUGCCGGGUUAGGGGGAAGCGGCAGCAGCAGGCGUUGUUCGCAGGUAGCGCCAUGGCGGCCGUGCAUAGUUUACGGGUGUCUGUGAAAUCAGACAGCGGCUCGGACCGCUCGGACUCGGACUCAGAGUCCGAGUCGGACAGAGAUGCCCGCGAGGCCGAACCGAUGGAGGUGGAGGAGGGAGAGCUGGAUCUGGAGGCCGAGGACAUCUCCGUUAACCGCUCCCUGAAGGAGCUGGUGCCGGAUACGAGCCGGAGGUACGAGAACAAAGCCGGAGCCUUCAUCACCGGGAUCGAUGUCAACUCAAAGGAGGCGAUCGAGAGAAAAGAGAAGCGAGCAAGACGUUUCCAUUUCCACGUGGAGGAGAGCGUUGGACAGAGGAACGUUUUUCUGGAUAAAGACACCAUGAAGAAAGCCAUCCCCAGACUGCGCAUGGAGGCGAUCCACGUGACGGGCGUGGACGACAUGAGCACACAGGACGUGUUCGGCUACUUCAAGGAGUAUCCUCCAGCUCACAUCGAGUGGAUCGACGACACGUCCUGUAAUGUGGUUUGGCUGGAUGACGACACGUCCAUCCGAGCCCUCAUCAACAGCAGCCACAUGCCCGACCCGGAGGAGGCUGUUACCACGGAGACGGAGGGCUGCAGCCAGCCGGGCGAACAGAGCAAAGGUCGGCGAGGUCAAGGGUCAGACGAAGAGGAAGAGGGCGAGGUGGACGAGGACGAGGAGGAAACAGCGAAGAAGAGCAGCGAGGAGAUCGAGGGGAAAGACAGCGAUGGAGAAGUGGAGCAGAAGAGGAAGGUGGAGGGUGGACAGGUGGACGACCUGUCGCGGGCAGAGAGAGAGUCUCUUCUGAGGAACGACCUGCGGCCGGUGAUCAAACCCUUCAAAGGAAACAAACUCUUCCUGCGCUUCGCCACACAAGAUGAUAAGAAGGAGCUGGGCGCCGCUCGCCGCAGCAGAUACUACAUGAAGUACGGGAACCCGAACUACGGAGGCAUGAAGGGAAUCCUCAGCAACUCCUGGAAGAGGCGGUACCACAACCGGCGGAUCCAGCGAGACGUCAUCAAGAGCAAGAAGCCUCUGAUCGGAGACAGCAUGGGUCACACGCCGCCGUACACUCACCGCCACUCCGCCGACCUGGUCAACCUGCCAGAGGAGCCAAUCAAGGAGGAGGAGGAAGAGGAGGAGGAGGAGGACAGUGAUGAGGACAUGGACUCUGACGACAGGGUGGUGGAGUACAGGGAGCGAGGUGAAAGGGGCGGAGGUGGAGGUGGCAGCUCACGCUCACUGGGGGCGGGGCUCCGCAGCCGGGCUGAGCGCUCUCCGUCCCCCUGGUCGGAGUCGGACGAGAUGGACUACGACCUGGAGCUGAAGAUGAUCUCCACGCCGUCGCCGAAGAAGAGCAAGAAGAUGACGAUGUAUGCUGACGAGCUGGAGACUCACCUGAAGAGCAUCAGGAACCGGAUCGGGGGGUCGGGAUCACAGAGCAGGACCAAAUCGCCGUCGCCCACCAAGGUGACGGACGUGCGGCAGCUGCUGGAGGAGAAAAGACAGGGACUGUCUCAGCACAGAUCGUCCCCCCCGGCGGCCAGCAGCGGGAAAACAGACGUGCGGCAGAGGCUGGGGAAGAGACGCUACUCCCCCGACAGACAACGCUCCCCCUCCCCCGUCUCCCCCAGAGAGACUCCCCCAGUCAGAGAACCAAUCAGAGACGUUCAUCGCAGACUGGGCGUGGCCAGUCAAGACAACAGAGGCCUCUACUCCAACUCAUCCAAAGACAGAAAGACAGGCGGCCUGUGGAGCAGACUCGGCUCUAGCGACGACAGCAGCUCCGGACAUCACGACCGCAGACCGAGCGGCCGUUCGUCAGGCCUGUUCUCCUCCCCCUCCUCAUCAGGGCGGGGCGACGCCGGCGGCAGCAGCGAUGCUGCCGGCGUCAGCAGCGGCGGCAGCAGGAGGAGACGAGGCAACGGGGAGGAGGGAGAGGAGGAGGAGGAGGAGGAGGAGGAAGACGACUCGACGCUGCAGAGGAUGUGGGGCGCCAUGAUCAAACAGAAACAGGAUCUGUCCCACAAGAUGAAGAAGAGCCGACUGGACAACCUGCCGUCACUGCAGAUCGAGAUCAGCCGCGACAGCAGCGACGAGUCCGACGCCUGAAACUGAACCGGGGGGGGGGGGGGGACCAAAACCUCUGAACUCCACAUCACACAUUUCCUCUGAGUCCCGAACAUUAGAGACAUGAAGCUGUCAGAGCAGAUCGGAGGCCAGUGUGGUGACGGGAGCCGCUGCAGUCCAGGGAGGGAUAACUGAGCAGGGCCCCUGGGCUGAGGCCCCUGGGUGGGGGGCCCCUGUUCAAAGUGACUGUUAACAAUGCUGUCAGUCAGCAGUAGGAUGAUCCUGAUCCAGAGUCUUUUAAUGUUGAGAAUCUGAAGAUUUCACUGCUCAUGAAAGUGUGAAAAACCAUUUGAUUGGACCAAUGAGAGACUUCAUACCUGGACCUGGACCUGGACUUGGAUCUGGAUCUGGAUCUGGAUCUGGAUCUACAGUCACUGGACUCUGAUGGAAACAGAUCAGUUCUGUUGUUGUCACAGCUGAGAAUAGAAAUCCAGCUGCUGCUCAGAUCAGCUGAUCCAUGUUGACUGUUAGGUCUGACGGCAGCUUCCUGUAUUAAACCAUCAGCUGAUCUCAUGUCAGUUCAUAUCAGAUCAACAGACUGAACCAGGACCUCCAGUAUCUGGAUCAAGCAGCUGGUGAGGGAUCAGACUCUGGAUCAGGAUUUACCUACAAAAUGUUACUGAAAGAAAAACAACUACAGAUGAUUCUCCUGUGUGGGCGGGGCCAGGGGCCUUUAACACGUCUGUGUCGUUGGUGGGGGGGGGGGGGUGUAUUGUCUCCUGUUGAUAUAUUAAAUCUGUGUUGCAUCAUGGGAGAAUCUUCUCCUCUCACCUGGCCACCUGCUGUCUGUCAUCAGUGGAUCAUUCCUGCGUCACUGCGGAGAUGACGCCGCCCCUGCCCCCCCCGCCCCCCCCCGUUGCCUCGUUCGGGACCAUUCCUCCUCAUCGUCGUCACUCCAUCACUCCCGGGGGGUGGGGGGGUUGUUCCUGUCACAGCUGAUGAAAAAGACUCAGAAAAAAGAGACAAAGACGUGACGUGUCGGAGGAUCGUCGUCAUAAAUGUGGAACAUUUUCUUACAUUUUUUUAAUCAUCAUCAUCAUCAUCAUCUGUGUUAUUGAGCGUCGUCCAUGUUCUUCAUCACUGACGGACGCUGCCUGUCGAACAUCCUGCAGUAUGACUCGUUACAUGAUCUGCGUUUCUUUGUUUUCCUGUCAUCGUUCGGUUUAUUUGUUUGGUUUUUUUAUGGGGGGGCCACAGCGACUGUCGUCCAGUCAGUGACAUCACACUGCUGGUUAUGGAUUCAAAUAUUAAAAUGUUGGCUCGUACUUUAUUUGACUAAAUGGAUUUCUCUGUUGAUUCAUGAGAAACGUGACGGUGAAACUUUGUCCUCAGGCAGCAAACGUGUUGAAUCUUCAUAAACUGGCUUUAAAUUAAAGGUUGUUUUCAUCAUCCACUAACCUGCAGAUGAUUUUCAGUUAUUGAUCUGAAACGAUGUGGAGGAAAAAUAUUAACGCAUUUCCUUCAUUUCAUAUUUUUAUAGACAUUAAAGAUAAGCAUUUCAUAAAAUGUAUAAAUGAAUGAUUAAUAAAUACUUCAGAUUUAAAAAUGGAUUUAAAAAAACGGCAUGAAACUCGUAAAAAAAAAUUAGAUUCAUUUUAUUUAUUCAUGAAUAAAUAAUAGAAAAAAAAAACAUUUGAAAAUGCAAUUUUCAAAUUCCAUUUCAAUUUCCAUUUCCUUUUUCCAGCUGCUUUUCGUAUUAGCUAAUCGGUUAGCUUAGUCAUUUAGCUUCUCCUGUUAGCCUCUCUGUGAUACUCUGGGCCACAGCUGGUAAAAGGAAAUGGAAAUUGAAGAGGGAAUCCAGGAAUGUAUUCUCAUUUUUAAAAUGUUUUUAAAAUUCUGUUAUUUAUAGAAUGUGUGACAUCACUGCUCCUCCAUGAAACAUGUGUCUGCUGCUUUUUCACAGCUCGUUGGAUUUAAAAAUGAAAUGUUGAAAUUAAAAAUCUAGGAUGUAACUCAGUGAAAAUGCUCACCACAGUUCAGGAUGAGGAGCUGCAGUCACUCAUGUAUUUAAUAUUUAAUAUGUAUCAAUAAUGAAAGUAAACUGUUGAUUAUUUUAUCUGGAUAUAAAAUGAAAAAGAAAAGAGUGUAAAAACAAACAAAAGGAAAGUUUGAGUGUGGACCGAGUUAAAGUUCAGAAAGGAAGGAGUCAAUCAGGAGUUGAUAAAUUAACAAUGUGUUUUACUUUAUAUAAAAUCGUGAAAACA